UGAAGGGGGGGCAAGCUCCCCGCUGGUGACUUUUCUCUGCCCCGGUGGAGGCCAGGGGAGAAAUGACCCAUGGCUGGGAGUAGACAAGGGGCAGAAGAGGAUGGGGGAAAGGGACCAGCCUGUGACCUCCCCACCUUUCAUGUGCCCCAGGGCCAGUGCUGCUUUCCCAGGGAUAGGUGAAUUCUAGUUCCAAAAGAGGGAUGGCAGGCAAGGAGUGCCUUGGUUGAAAAAAAGGUCAACUAGGAAAGGAAAUUAAAUUUGUCGAAUUUACUGAGCCCCUAACUUGAUCCCAACUAGUGCCCUGGGCAGAGGCAAUAAGAUGCAAGCGUCACUCUCAGGGACCUCACAACUGAGUCAGGGAGACUCAGAGUCCCAGUGUGACACACCGCAGGACUACAGCAGACAGGGACGGAGACUGAGGAGCAGGGGCCACCAGCUCUGCCUGCUAUGGUGUGCGGAAGGCUUCUAGAGAAGGUGACUUUUGACCAGGGUCUUGACGGGUGAGUAGGAGUUGGAAAGGUAGAGGGAGUUUGGAGAGUGCAUUCUGGGCCCCAAGCUGACUGGGAGGUGGCAAACAGCAGCACGCGUGUGGAAAAACUCAGCCGCGGCGGAAGUAUAGACGUCAGGGGUGGAAGACAAGCCUUCCGCUGGACACAGAGGCGCGUCGUACGUAAGGCCGAGAUGCGGCUGCUCCUGUUCGUGCCCCUGCUGCUGGCCCCGGCGCCCGGGUCCUCGGCUCCCCAGCUGAGGCAGCAGAGCGACACCUGGGGUCUCUGGGGCAACUGGAGCCCCUGCAGCCGGACCUGCGGAGGGGGCGUCAGCUUCCGGGAGCGCCCCUGCUACUCUCAGAGGGGAGAUGGGGGCUCCAGCUGCGUGGGCCCGGCCCGGAACCACCGCUCUUGCCGCACCGAGAGCUGCCCCGAGGGCGCCCGGGACUUCCGGGCCGAGCAGUGCGCGGAGUUCGACGGCCGCGAGUUCCAGGGCCGGCGGUACCGGUGGCUGCCCUACUACCGGGCCCCAAACAAGUGUGAACUGAACUGCAUUCCCGAGGGGGAGAGCUUCUACUACAAACACAAGGAGGCCGUGGUAGACGGGACGCCCUGUGAGCCGGGCAAACGGGACGUCUGUGUGGAGGGCAGCUGCCGGGUUGUUGGCUGUGACUACAACCUAGACUCGUCCAAGCAGGAGGACAAGUGUCUGCAGUGUGGGGGUGACGGCACGACCUGCUACCCUGUCACAGGCACCUUUGAGGCCAAUGACCUCAGCAGAGGUCAUGCCUCAGGGUGGAGGCCAAACCCUUUCCCAGGAGCCCAUGGACCACGCUGGUUAGGACCCACUUAUCCAGUCUCAUCUCAUACUGCUGCCACCUGGAUGCCCUUCUCGGCCCUUCCCCCAUUAUCCCCUCCCCCUCCCAGUCACUUUGGGUGCCCCAGCCUGCCCCUCACCCUGACCUUUGUAAAGCUGUUUCCUCCUUCAGGAACACUCUUCCCCAAACAGCCCAGCCCUCCCUGUGUCCUACUGGCCUGGCCCUUCCCUGACCCCCUCUGUGCUGCCGGGCACUUAGCAUCCUCAGGCAGCUCCUUCCUGUGGCUUGGGUGGUCCCAGAGCAUCUCUGCCCCCUCAGGCUACAACCAGAUCUUCAUAGUUCCCACGGGGGCCACCAGUGUCCUCAUUGAGGAGGCAGCUGCCAGCAGGAAUUUCCUGGCGGUGAAGAACAUCCGUGGACAGUACUACCUCAACGGGCACUGGACGGUCGAAGGUGCACGGGCCCUGCCAGUGGCCAGCACCUUCCUGCACUACGAGCGGGGCGCCGAGGGGGACCUGGCGCCUGAGCGGCUGCACGCGCGCGGUCCCACCUCAGAGCCCCUGGUCAUUGAGCUCAUCAGCCAAGAGCCCAACCCUGGUGUGCGCUACGAGUACUACCUGCCCUGGGGCGCCCCCCGGCCCGGCUUCAGCUGGAGCCACGGCUCCUGGAGCGACUGCAGCGCUGAGUGUGAUGGAGGUCACCAGUCCCGCCUGGUCUUCUGCACCUUCGACAACGAGGCCUACCCUGACCACAUGUGCCAGCACCAGCUGCGGCCGGCUGACCGCCGCCCCUGCAGCCCUCACCCUUGCCCGCAGACCAAGCGGACCUCUUACCUGUACCAGCCCAGGGCGUGGUGCCUAGCUGAGGCCCAGCGUGUGUGCGGGAACAGCUGGAAGACGGGGCCCUGGGCGCCCUGCUCAGCCUCUUGCGGAGGCGGCUCCCAGUCCCGUUCUGUCUACUGCGUCUCGUCCAGUGGGGCCGGUGUCCAGGAGGCUGCCGAGGAGGCUGCCGAGGAGGCUGAGUGCGCAGGCCUGCCUGGGAAGCCCCCUGCCACGCAGGCUUGCAAUCUGCAGCGCUGUGCAGCCUGGAGUGCGGGGCCCUGGGGAGAGUGCUCUGUCAGCUGCGGUGCAGGGGUCCGGAGGCGGAGCGUCACUUGCCAGGGUGACAAGGGGUCUCUGCUCCAUGCCACAGCAUGCUCCUUGGAGGACCAGCCCCCACUCACUGAGCCCUGUUUGCAUGACGACUGUCCCCCCAUCAACGACCAGGCCUGGCACGUAGGCGCCUGGGGUCUCUGCUCCAAGAGUUGCAGCUCGGGCAUGCGGAGGCGUCAAGUCCUCUGUACCAAGGGGCCGCCUGGCUACUGCAGGAGCCUGCAGCUGUCCAAGCCCGUGGACGUGGAGCCCUGCAACACGCAGCCCUGUCAUCUUCCUCCGGAAGUCCCCAGCACGCAGGACAUGCACAGCAGCCCCAGGGACUCCUGGAUGUCUUUGGGCCCUUGGGAGGCCCCCACCUCAGAAUCGAGAAACCAGUGGUGGGCACCCCAGGAGCGACCCUCAGCCCAGGGUAACCCCAGAAGAGAUCCAGACCCCCACCUCCCAGCCCUGGGCUUAGCCCCCUCCCUGCAGCCAUCCCCACACCGGCAGCCCCUGCGGUCUGGCCUGGGGCCCCGUGACUGCAGACACAGCCCCUACGGGUGCUGCCCUGAUGGCCACACUGCAUCUCUUGGGCCAGAGUGGCAAGGCUGCCCUGGGGCCUCUUGUCAGCAGAGCAGGUACGGGUGCUGCCCUGACGGGAUGUCUGUGGCUGAGGGGCCCCAUCAGGCUGGCUGUGCAAGGUCUUACGGCGGUGAUGCCAGGAACAGGCUGGGGUCAAGAGCAGUGGCUUCCACAGUCCCCAAGGCCCACUGGCCCCAGGCCCAGCAGAAUGAGCCUAGUGAGUGCCGGGGCUCCCAGUUCGGCUGUUGCUAUGACAACGUGGCCUCGGCAGCUGGCCCGCUUGGGGAAGGCUGUGUGGGCCAGCCCAGCUAUGCAUACCCCGUGCGGUGCCUCCUGCCCAGCGCCCAUGGCUCCUGCACAGACUGGGCUGCCCACUGGUACUUCAUUGCUUCCGUGGGCCAGUGUAACCGCUUCUGGUAUGGCGGCUGCCAUGGCAAUGCCAAUAACUUUGUCUCGGAGGAGGAGUGCAUGAGCAGCUGCCGGAGGCCCCAGCUUGGGCCUCACCGACCUGAGCCUGGAGCCUCUGGCCAGAGCACCCACAGAGAUGGUGGUGGCAGCAGUCCUGGAGGUCAGCAGGAAGCCAACCAGCACAGGAUGGAGGCCACAGUCCAGAGAAAGCCCUUCCCUUCUGGUGGCCGCCGGUGGCAAGACAGACAGCCUGGGCAGGAGGAGGCCCACCACACCCAGGCCUUUGGAGAACGACCCUGGGGCCAGGAGCUUGGGCCCAGUGCCCCUAGGCAGGGCGGAGAUGCCGGGCGGCCAGCGCCCCCCUCCCAGAGCUCCUCAUACAGGAUUACCUUGGCAGGCUCGGAGCUCUCCCCGGUGCAGGUGGCCCUGGGGCAGUUGGUACGGCUCUUCUGCCCAGAUGACCCCUCCCUGGAUUCCCAGGCCUGGUGGCAGAAAGAUGGGGGACCCAUCUCCUCUGACAGGCACAAGCUGCAGCCUGAUGGCUCCCUGGUCAUCAGCCCUCUGCGGGCAGAGGAUGCUGGCACCUACAGCUGUGGCGGGACCAGGCCAGGCGCUGACUCUCAGAAGAUCCAGCUUCAAAUCACAGGGGGUGACAUGGCUGUGCUGUCUGAGGCUGAGCUGAGGCACUUCCCUCAGACCAGGGACCCAGCCCAGGGCCGCAGUCCUCAGGACUCCAGCCUAGGGGGGGAUGCUGAGGGCCUGGGGGCCACUUCCUCCUCACACCCAUGGCCCACAACCAGGCUGCAUCUGGACCGGAACCAGCCUGGGGUGGUGGAUGCCCAUCCAGGCCAGCAGAUCCGGUUGAUUUGCCGUGCUGAGGGCUUCCCACCCCCAGCCAUCGAGUGGCAGAGAGAUGGGCAGCCCCUCUCUUCUCCCAGACACCAGCUGCAACCUGAUGGCUCUCUGGUUAUCCGCCACGUAGCCGUGGAAGAUGGUGGCUUCUAUGCCUGUGUUGCUUUCAACGGGCAGGACCGAGACCAGCGAUGGGUCCGGCUCAGAGUUCUGGGGGAGCUGACAAUCACAGGGCUGCCCUCUACUGUGACAGUGCCGGAGGGUGACACAGCAAGGCUGCUGUGUGUGGUGGCAGGAGAAAAUGUGAACAUCAGAUGGUCCAGGAAUGGGCUGCCGGUAUGGGCUGAUGGCCACCGUGUCCACCAGUCCCCCGAUGGCACACUGCUGAUCCACAACCUGCGGGCCAGGGAUGAGGGCUCCUACACGUGCAGUGCCUACCGUGGAAGCCAGGCAGUCAGCCGCAGUACCGAGGUGAAGGUGGUCCCGCCGGCACUGGCCGCCCAGCCGAGGGACCCUAGCAGGGAGUGCAUCGACCAGCCGGAGCUGGCCAACUGUGAUUUGAUCCUGCAGGCCCAGCUCUGUGGCAAUGAAUAUUACUCCAGCUUCUGCUGUGCCAGCUGUUCCCGUUUCCAGCCUCAUGCCCAGCCCAUCUGGCAGCAGGGAUGAAGGCUAGCUCCAGCUCCAAUUCUGAAACAACUAGUAGGGCUGGGAAGAAGGCAAGAUAGAUUCUUGGUCACCCCUCUCUGGCUGUCAGAGAGAGUUAUCUUCUGGAGACAAUGGCCCUUUCACACACACCCAACCCCUACCCAGUGUUUGGCCACAGCAGCAGCAGCCUCUCUCUGUAGUCCCCAGCAGUGUUUGCAUCUCUGACAUAACCACAGGUGGCUGCUGAGUUGUCAAGAAGAGGAAUCUGUUUGGAUAAGGACACCCUAUACUUUCUAACUUCCCUCUAUAAUUUCUGAUACACAGGAUCAGUUCACCAUGUUUUAAAGCAAGCUACCAGGGUUCUCACUUCAUUUAAAGCUGGAUGGGGAGGUGUGUAAUGCUUUCAAAGUUAACACGUAUCUCAUAGGGGAAUACCGGCUCCUGCUGUGUCAGGGAAGUAUUCUUUGACCUCAGAUGAGAUCUAGUUCUAGCAAACAGUGGUCCAUUGCUCCAGUCUCUCUCACCGUUCUAGGAAGUAUAGCAAUCAGCUUCAAAUCCCAUGUGUGUGUACAGUUAAAAGCACGAUGUUUGUCAAAGCUCUCAGCAAAGUGGAAUGUAAUGUAAGGCUCAGCAUAGGGACUUGGGAUGAAAGAGCAGCAGUUGUAUUAUUAUCUCAGCAAGAAAGAACUGGAAAAACUCCUUACUGUCAUCAGGAAGCUGCAGCCUGAAGCCCUCCUCCUGAGGCCGACAUGCAGAACCUGGCUGUGAGGAUCCUCUCAGACCUGUAUUGAGCUGAUGGGCCUGCUCUGUACAGUGACCAACGAGGAGCCUCUCCUCCUCAAGUAGGAAUCUGUGAAGCAAAAUGUUUGCUGCCAGAUAAAAACCAAACUAUUAUUAAAAACAGCAUCAGCAGGAUGGGGGGACCAAUGGAGGGAAGGGCAAAUGUAAUACCAGGGAAGUGGUUUCAGAAAUGGUUUGUUGGAGGAAGUCGUUCUUCAUCUCUCAGAACCUCCAACUCCUUGCUGUAAAAUAAGAGGCCUGGAUUCAAUGAG
Molecule: messenger RNA, 5978 nt
Organism: Equus caballus (horse)
Lineage: Eukaryota; Metazoa; Chordata; Mammalia; Perissodactyla; Equidae
Source: RefSeq, a predicted model, not a curated record